GACCGAAUGUCAAGCCGUUACACGUUGAACGUCUCUUAUUUUAAACUCCGUUCACCACAUACGUUUGGAAGACCCUGCAUGCCGUUCGCCACCUGUGGAACAGCAGUCACACUCAUGGACCCAGGUUUUGCGCUUGAAUACAAUACCGCCGUCGACCUCACGUCCCUAAUCAACAAGCUUGAAUCGCCAAUCACAAUCAAUUCAUUUAGCCAAGUUCAUCGAUGUACCAUGAUGGCCAGCGAAGGCACAAGGGAGGUAGCUGUGAAGGUAAUCAUUAUUGAUCAUAAUAGAGCUAUGCCGAAACUAGAGAAAGCGAUGCGUCGGGAACUUCGUUUGUGGUUGAGAUUGAAACACUUGAAUAUCGUGCCGCUACUUGGUAUCGUACACGUCGAAUCACCAUGGCCAGCUCUUGUUUAUCCAUGGAUGCCAUCUGGGACGUUAUAUAUUUACCUGGAGAAGCAAGCAGCGACCCUUUCGACUUCCACAAAAGUUGGAUUGGUUAAAGGUGUCGCUGAUGGCCUCUAUUAUCUUCACUCGAUGGAUGUUGUACACGGAGACCUUCAACCCGUAUGUACGGUUGUUGUUUCUUUGCGGAUACUGCACUUAUUUGUAAGCCAGGACAAUGUGCUGAUAGGCGAUUCGGGGAAUCCAUGCCUCACAGGUUUCGGUCUCGCAACAGUCGUAGGAGACCCAGAGUUACAGUGGAAUUCGACCACUGCGGCAUGUGACUUCGAUUCUCGAUGGCGUGCACCUGAAGUCAUUGGAAUAGAGUCUGAUGAGCCUGCACGACCAAAUUACGCGAGCGAUAUCUAUUCUUUUGGUAGCAUUAUGUUCUUUAUCGUCUCUGGGAAUAUCCCAUGGAAAGAAAAAAACUCGAAUCACAUCGCCAUUGCGCUGUCAAGAGGAGCCACUCCUGCACGUCCUGAGAACAUCCCCAAUGGUUUCUGGAGUUUGAUUGAACGUUGCUGGUCCCGGAACCCCAUGGAUCGUCCGGGGACUGCACACAUCCUUGAUUGCACUGAUCAGUGCAGGAUCGAUGACUCGCAGGCAUCCAUCUCGGAACUUCCACCUCUUCCCGAAACACAACUGGCACUAGUAGAAGAUCUGACAGGUCAGAUCUUCGGUUCGAUAAAUGACUACGUCGCCGGUGGUGCAUUCGCAAACGUUUACAGAUGUGAAUGGAGAAAACCGUCGGGCCCUGUCAAGAAGGUCGCAGUAAAAACCUUCAGGCACCACAUGAAUCCCAUCUCAGAGCAGGACUUGAGAAGGUUUCGACGAGAAACUGCAAUAUGGGCACACCUCGUCCAUGACAAUAUCGUCACACUUUAUGGAACGACAGAGGGGUUCGGGUCAACUACAGCCCUUGUCUCCCAGUGGUUUCCGCACGGCACGCUGUCCCGUCUGAUCACAGAACAGGGUGCUACAUUAACCAUCAAGUCCAAAUUGAAGCUGCUUCACGGCAUAGCAUCUGGGCUCUACUAUCUUCACUCUUUUCCCAUUGUUCACGGUGACAUUACGAGCUCUAACGUUUUGGUAGAUCUCAAGGAAGAAGAAUACAAGGCUUGCCUAACGGACUUCGGUUUGUCAAAUGUCCUCCGCGGACGUUUAAAAGAGUGUCAAAUUGAAGAAUCGAUUGUUCGGCCUGGUGCCAUCAGGUGGACUGCUCCUGAGUUGCUCAGGUCACGUGAUUCCCCUUCCGAUAUCAAACCGACCACGCAGAACGACAUGUAUUCCUUUGGUCGUGUCAUGUUCCAU
Messenger RNA from Suillus fuscotomentosus, 1755 nucleotides. Its product is annotated as kinase-like domain-containing protein. The transcript is spliced from 14 exons. The annotation marks the transcript as partial. The record is from RefSeq and is a predicted model, not a curated record. Lineage: Eukaryota; Fungi; Basidiomycota; Agaricomycetes; Boletales; Suillaceae. Gene Ontology annotation, molecular function: ATP binding; protein kinase activity. Gene Ontology annotation, biological process: protein phosphorylation.